AUGUUCGAUAAGAUCUUAAUCUUCAAAAUCGUGUCGUUCUAUGUUGGAUCAUCAGUGUGUGUCUCCGGUCAUCGAGGUCUUUAUUCCGUCUCUCAUGAGGGAAGUGGAAAGUUGCGCAAACUCUUCAGGUUGGAGAUUCUCUUCAAUGGAAGGAAACACUUUGUUUUGCGGAGACACAGUGAAUUUCAGAUGCUUCACCGGAAGCUGAAGAAGAUUCUGCGCGCUCCCGAUUUCCCCAGUAAGAGAAAUCAGCACCUGCGAACCAAACUGCUGGAGCAAAGACGGCAGGAACUGGAAGACUACAUCCAGGUGAUUCUGUAUCAAAAUGACGUUGUUCCUCAAGAGCUCCUGGACUUCCUGCAGGUCAAACAUUUUCAUUCGGCGAGCAAGAACUGCAGCUCUGAUGAAAACCAGUCAGAUGACUGUCAAGAGCAGGGAUACAGAUUUCAGUUAUUCCAUCAGCGAGUAGUUGGUUUCUCGGCUGACCCUUACCAGCUUGAAUCCAGAUCAGACCUCCCUGAUAUCGUGGCGGCCGGCGUCCUGCAGGGUUUUUACCCCAGAGACGUCAAAGUGAGUUUCAAAAAGAGCUGCGCUAAACCCAGCGGCCUCACCUGUGCACCAGAGCUGCCCGUGCAUCCCAAAAUCCCCACUAUUACCAUAAACAAGAGGCAAUAUCAGCUCACUGCCAGAGACACAGAGAAUGUGAGCUUGCCUAGCAACUCCAUCUGCAUUAAAUGUGCCUUUGCAUGUUUAGACUGAAUCUUUCAUCUUUAGGUUUGUCAUAGUUUAUUAUGUGAAUCUCACAAAAACGGUCUCGGUCAUUUGGAGUUGGAGCCUGCCAACUGUAUUAUUAUGCACAAAAUAGAUUAAAAUUUUAAUAUUUAAAGUACCUCUGCAAUUAUACAGCAUUUCAAUACGUUGUACUAAAUUUAAUUUAGACUAUUUUUCAAAAAGGUUUUUUUUCCAUAUUAAAAUCUAGUUUUUGUGCAUAAUUUGUCUUCAUGAUCCUUGAAAUAAGUGAUCCAAACAAAUAAAUGUUUGCGUAUAUUUUUUAUUCAUUUCAUAUAUUUCUGAAAAAAAAGAAAGAAUAAAUAAAGACUAUUUUUAGGAACCCUGCCAACACACAAGUAGAUUUAAAUGUAAAUAUUUUAAGUGCAAAUGCCGUUAUAUGUCAUUGCAGUAUGCAGUACUAAAUGUGAUUUAUACUUUAGUUUUUCCCCCCACCAUAUUAAAAUGUAGUUUUGUGUUCAAUUUUAAUUUUCAUAAUUCGUUAUGGAUAUAUUUUGUCUUUUAAAUGUCAGUGUAAAAUAUAAACUGGACAUUUCUUCAUGAAAAUCACAUUCCAAACCCAGGUUGUCACUGAUUUUGUUUUACUGUGCCAAGACACUUUUAUUAAGAUUAUUAUGAAAUAAAGAGAGUGUCUGAUUUGUUCAUGGUCAAAAAACAAAACAAAACAAAAGGCAUUUAUUUAAGCAAGACGACAGCAUUAAGAAAACCUGGAUCCUUUAUUGAAGAUUAGUUUACAAAAGCAGGUUGAAGUGGGUCAGGAAUCUGACCGUGUGGAAUGCUGGUUUGAACUGGACCCAGGAUGUGCCGCUCUGCGGAUCAGGACUGGUGUGUGACGGUCCCGCGAGGGGGCGGAGCUCCAAU
Sinocyclocheilus rhinocerous is the source of this 1650-nucleotide messenger RNA. Its product is annotated as sorting nexin-24-like. The record is from RefSeq and is a predicted model, not a curated record. NCBI's taxonomy places the organism in Eukaryota, Metazoa, Chordata, Actinopteri, Cypriniformes, Cyprinidae. Gene Ontology annotation, molecular function: phosphatidylinositol phosphate binding. The transcript has 7 exons. The coding region runs from base 1 to 759 and encodes 252 amino acids.